CUGAGCAAGAACUAAAUUGUGACCCUGAUACUUGUUUUGGAUCACACUUUGAUACAAAUGCAUACCAAGGAGGGGUGGCAUUGCACUGUGUUGUCAGUUGUCUUCUCUGACAGUUUGCUUGCAACUGAGAUAAUAUAACAGCUGGCCAAUCAAGUUAUCGAUCUUGGCAGAAGUGGCAGCAUGCAAAAAAAGAUAUGACUUGGAGACUCCAAAUCUGUAUUGGCUGAUCAUGAUAAGUAAUUACAAGGAUUUUCGCAUUUAGAGUAGUAUAUAUCUCUCCUCUUCCUUGCAUUUUUCCCCUUUCUCCUCAUCCUCCUCCUCGUCCUACACUGAGGUUUCAUUUGAGCUAAAUCAUGACCGACUGUAAUUUAUAAUACAAUUUGAAAAUGUUGUUCCAUUUGAAAAUUAUACCGCUGUUACAAAAGUAUAAUUACAUGUAACAGUCCAUGUGUUUCAUUGUAAAUGAAAAUUCCCACAGAUUAAAAUCAAUCAACGAAGAUAACUUUCACUAAUAAGUGGGACACGCAACUGCAUCACAAAGCCGUCGACAAAAUUGCAACACUAAGAAUAUUGGACAUCUGAAACUCAAGUUUGGGAUCAUCUUUGCAGAGAAAGCAUUAGAACCAAUGAGGGUCCAAACGUGUAUACUGUUGAUGGUUCUCAACGGUUUUCUUCAUAUUCUGGAUGCGCUUCCUUUUCAUAAAGGUUUGCGGAAAGACAUCAGCAUUCAUCCCUCAAGAAUUCACAAUCUUAAGCCUUGAUCCAAAACUUGUAGAGCAUUUCAAACAAUUCUAGGUGCACUCACGUUUUUGUACAACCGAUUGUAUACUUUACUGUUUCGCCACCUUGUUAUUCUAUGGUGUUAGAUUAAUGUUCAACCACAAAACUUUGCUUCGUGAUGUUAAAAAAAUUUCGGUUGAGGAUUCCUAAGAUAGCAUUAUUCGUUUUGAUCUUUCUUCUUGCUCAAGUUGACAAUUUAGAGAAUUUUCAACAUCCAAAUCAAUUCGAAAACUUGCUUUUUUUCCGUUUUCAUACAAUCAGGAAGCUACCAGUACGAAAGAGAGGAUGGAGCGCUGACCGUAAGAGAAGAAGAGAAGCAAAAGCGAGAGGGGGAAAAGGCAGUUACAAAGAUGGAUGACGAAUGAUGACAAGAAUGGAAAGGAGAAGAAUGAUGACAAGAAGAAUGGUUCAUCAAGUUCUUCCUCUGCAGGUGCGAAGUCUUCAGGUGUUUGCAAUCCCCAAUGCGCGGACAACGAGACUUGUAUUGAUGAUGGAAGUGGCAACUUUUCCUGUGCACCCGGUGACGGAGUAGUAGAUUCAUCAAGUUCUUCCUCUGCAGGUGCGACGCCUCCAGGUGUUUGCCGUCCUCAAUGCGCGGACAACGAGACUUGUGAGAAUGAUGGAAAUGGCAACUUUUCCUGUUGGCGUGACAAGGGUGAGAAGGGCGGUUUUGACGUCUUCGGCUGAUGGCACUGACCAGCACCAUAACGAUGAACCAUUAAUGAUCUGAAAUCUUUCUUAUAUUGGAUGGAUUUCGUAAAUUUAUCAAGACACAAUUACAUAAAGGUCGCUGUUUACUUAAAUGCUUGGCUUGGGAAAUUUGUAAAAUUAGAAAUGGAAUACCCCAGUGCGUCUAUAGCGYGGGUAUCGAAAUGUACGGCUAAACAAUCGCAAGAAGAUUCAACACCUCAAAAGAGUUUAAUUUAUUGACAAAGUGGCUGUUAAUUGCUAAAUGUAUCGUAUUCAAAUAAUAAAAAAGAAGC
This is a messenger RNA of Exaiptasia diaphana, 1763 nucleotides long. RefSeq lists its product as uncharacterized. Lineage: Eukaryota; Metazoa; Cnidaria; Anthozoa; Actiniaria; Aiptasiidae. The record is from RefSeq and is a predicted model, not a curated record. Bases 1135 to 1467 code for a protein of 110 amino acids. The transcript is spliced from 10 exons.